CCUGUACUAUGCAUGCCUUCCGGAAGGUGUGCUUGUUGUCUGUGGGUAAGCCGACUUUUACCCUGCAGACUCUUAGGGGUAUCUAACAGAGAAAAGUGUCGCCCAACUUUGUCGAGUGUAUUAGCUAUUAAGUUCAGACCUUGUUCUGGCUAGGAUUCAGAAAGUGGGGGGCGUAGCUUAAAAACAGAGUUUGUGACUGCAUUUACGGAGCAAGCGGGUUGGUAAACACAAGGCGACGGGGGGAGUCAUCAAAGGUAGCGCCUCCCCCCACCACAGAGUAACUUAGAAGCGCCAGCGACUACAGGGGUCACACCAUGGAACCCCCGCCACCGAAAGGAAAGAGCCAAGGCCGACUACUCGUCUCCACUAGCCUCGAUGCCAAGGAUGAACUAGAGGAGAGGCUUGAUCGAUGCGUCACUGUUGUUACAUCAUUGAUGAAUGGUCUUUCAGAACGUGAAGCCAAUGAUGCUCUUAAUGCACAUGUGUGCAAAGGUGCCCAGCAGCAUGAGGAGGUUUGUCUCGGGCUCUUCACCCUACUUCUUACAGAAUCUGCUCAAUCACAAAGGUGUUACAGGGACUUAACACUGAUCAACAGAGAUGGUAUGAACAUUGUGUUAAUGAAGAUAAACCAGAUUCUUAUGGAAAAAUUCCUGAGGCUGCAGGACACGUGUCGUUCACAGAUGGUUUGGCUUGUGAGGGAGCUGGUGAAAAGUACAGUAAUAGGAGCUGAUGGGGUGUGCAUGACUUUAAUGAAACAAAUAGCAGGUGGUGAUGUGUCCCUAAAAAACAUCUGGCUAGCAGAGAAUGUUCUGGAUAUCUUGGUGGACCAAAGAGAGUGGGUCUUGAAAAGUGGCAUGCUGAUCGCAAUGUCUGUAUAUACAUACCUGCGGCUCAUAGUGGAUCAUCAUGGCACUCCUGCACUUUUGUCUCUUCGACAGAAGGAAGUGGACUUUUGCAUUGGGAUGCUGCGAGAGCGGUUUAUGGACUGUUUCAUUAUUGGAAGGGAUCUGGUUCGUCUUUUACAAAAUGUAGCUCGUAUUCCAGAAUUUGAAUUACUUUGGAAAGACCUGUUGCACAAUCCUCAAGCUCUCAGCCCUCAGUUUACAGGAGUUUUGCAACUCCUUUCAUCUAGAACAUCUAGAAAAUUUCUUGCUUGCCGGUUGACUCCUGACAUGGAAACAAAAUUGCUGUUCAUGACCUCACGGGUACGGUUUGGUCAGCAAAAACGGUACCAGGACUGGUUUCAGCGUCAGUAUCUGUCUACUCCAGACAGCCAGUCACUAAGGUGUGAUCUGAUUCGCUACAUCUGUGGUGUUGUGCAUCCAUCCAAUGAAGUACUAAGUUCUGACAUCCUUCCACGCUGGGCAAUCAUUGGCUGGCUGCUAACCACCUGCACUUCAAAUGUUGCUGCGUCUAAUGCCAAGCUGGCUCUCUUCUAUGACUGGCUAUUCUUCAACCCUGAUAAGGAUAGUAUUAUGAAUAUAGAACCUGCUAUCUUGGUUAUGCAUCAUUCAAUGAAGCCACACCCAGCCAUUACAGCCACUCUUCUAGAUUUCAUGUGUAGGAUCAUUCCCAACUUUUACCCACCUCUGGAGGGUCAUGUGAGGCAUGGUGUCUUUAACUCACUAACCCAUAUAGUGGAAAAAAGAGUCUUAGCUCACCUGGCCCCUCUUUUUGAUAAUCCUAAAUUGGACAAAGAGCUUCGAGCCAUGCUAAGAGAGAGAUUUCCUGAAUUUUGUAGUUCCCCAUCACCCCCCGUUGAAGUGAAGCUAGAGGAGUCUGUUUCCUUGGAGAUGGACAAUCAUGCAUCUGACAAAGAAGAUGGUUGUUAUGACAACACAGAGGCUGCCUUUAGUGAUGAUGAGGAGGAGCUGAACAGUAAAGGGAAAAAGCGUGAGUUUCGAUUCCAUCCAAUUAAGGAAGCCAUUAUUGAAGAGCCAGCUGAUAUUACACCAUAUGUGGAUCAGUUAGAUGAGACGCUGAAGGAAAAAGUCCUGCAGUUACAGAAAGGAAGUGAUACAGAAACCCAAUGUGAAGUAAUGCAAGAGAUAGUUGAACUCAUUCUUGAGGAGGACUUUGACGCCGAGCAAAUGUCUACUCUGGCUUCCUGCCUGGCAGAGCUGUUCAAAGGGCACUUUAGGGGUGAUGUUUUGCCAGAAGAAAUCACAGAUGAGUCUCUGGAAGAGUCCGUUGGAAGGCCAGUCUGUUUAAUUUUCAGGAAUCUGUGCCAAAUGCAGGAGGAUAAUAGUGGUUUCUCUAUACUUUUGGACCUGUUGGCGGAGCUCUACCAGAAACAACCUAAAAUUGGUUAUCACCUGCUAUACUACCUAAAGGCCAGCAAGGCAGCCUCUGGUAAAAUGAGUUUGUAUGAAUCCUUUGCGCAGGCUACUGCACUUGGAGACUUACACACAUGUCUAAUGAUGGACAUGAAGGCCUGUCAAGAAGAUGAUGUCAGAUUGCUUUGUUACCUUACUCCAUCCAUUUACUCUGAGUUUCCAGAUGAGACAUUGCGCAGUGGUGAGCUUCUCAACAUGAUAGUGGCAGUCAUUGACUCUACCCAGCUCCAGGAGUUGAUGUGUCAUGUAAUGAUGGGAAACCUAGUGAUGUUUCGCAAGGAUUCUGUGCUCAACAUCCUUAUUCAGAGCCUCGACUGGGAGACAUUUGAACAGUACAGUACCUGGCAGCUUUUCCUAGCUCAUAACAUCCCACUCGAGACUAUUAUUCCAAUACUACAGCACCUUAAGUACAAGGAGCAUCCUGAAGCUCUAUCUUGUCUUUUGCUACAACUAAGAAGAGAAAAGCCAAGUGAGGAGAUGGUAAAAAUGGUCUUAAGUCGACCCUGUCAUACUGAAGACCAGUUUACAACCAGUAUACUCCGGCACUGGGCAGCCAAGCAUGAAGACUUGCUUUCUGAACAUAUAAAGGCCCUGUUAAUUAAGAAUAACAGUCUUCCAAGGAAACGCCAGAGUUUGCGAAGUUCAAGCAGUAAGCUUGCCCAGUUGACUUUGGAACAGAUCCUAGAGCAUUUGGACAACCUGAGGCUGAGUCUGAUUAACACCAAGCAGAACUUUUUCAACCAAACCCCUAUUCUGCAGGCAUUACAACAUGUCCAGGCAAGCUGUGAUGAAGCUCACAAGAUGCGGUUCAGUGAUUUAUUCUCUCUGGCUGAAGAAUAUGAAGACUCGUCUUCCAAGCCCCCAAAGUCAAGAAGAAAAGCAACUGUUUGUAGUCCCCGAAGUCGAAAGGGCGUUGCUCAGCCCACUAGCAAUGAAGAAGAGAGUGCCUCCAGCAGUGCCUCAGAGGAGGAAGAUACCAAGCCUAAAGCUCCAAAGAGAAAAAGAAAAGGUUCUUCAGCUGUAGGAUCAGACAGUGACUGAAGUCUUACCUCACUGUUUGCUUCUUACUACACCUAACAGCCAAGAAGAUGGUCCAAGUGCGUCUACUGCUGCUAAGUACUUGACUGUUCUAUCUGUCUUACAGAUUGAUCAAUGGAGAUCCCAGCUCAGCCUUUCAUUUUGAUCUGCUUUGCUGAUGGAGCGGCCCUGUCUAACACAGUUAGCCAUACACUUGAUUUGGUGUGUCAUUUGGGGCUUUUGUGACUCUUUCUUGACAGUUUCCUCUUUGCCUGCAAGACUAGACCAACAUUAGUUUGCAACUUUGAGUCUGAAAACUGUUCUUUUUCCUCCCUCAUUUGGCAAAAGGAAGAAGAUUAUGGAGGCCAAUGGCAAGAUUUCUAAACCAAUUGAAUUAAGUUUUGUAAAGCACUCUAACUUUUCUACCAAUCCUAUUAGCUGUGAUGUUGUGAGGCUGAUGAUUUCAGUCAAGUCCCAUGUGUAAAGGACCUUUUAUUUUUGGGACUUUUAUGGUAAAAUGGUCAGCCAUAUGAAAGUGUCAGUAGACAAAAAGUGGAGGCAAACAUUGAGUUAUUGGUCCAUGGAAAGAACUAUAAACUUUUAUUCAAAGCCACUGUAUGUGCUGGCCCAUUUUCAUUUGCGAAAAAGUUAUUAAUAUGGACCUGUAUACUUUUACAAUUGUCUUUGGGUAGCAACAGCAACUUAAUCCUCACUUUUUAUAACAGUUGGGGAGAUAAAAUGAUUGUUUCCUACAUUUAAUCUACUAUCCCAUACUCAGGGAUGAAGGGACAACUUUAUUAACACUUGGGCAAGAUAUGGUUUUUAGUUGGGUUUAUUCUUUUGCCUUUCUCACCUUUGCCUUCACCACUCAAUUUCUAUAUUUUGAAAAUGUUCAUCUUCACAACUGUUAACAUUUGUCAUCCCUCAGUGUCCAUCAAAAGAAAAUGAGAGGUUCCUUUUAAUGGUGAUGAAUUAUAGCACCCAGUAUGCUUUGCUUAAGAGGCUAAUGUAGCCGUGCUCUGCAGAAUGAACCCCAAAUGACAAUGUUGAUAGUCUUGGCACUCUCCCUACCCACAAGCGCCUCAGUCCUUUAACAUAGUAUGUUAAGUGUUUAGUGAAAUCCAUUCUGUGUAACCCAUAUUAAGAUUAAUCACUUUAAGAAAGCUGCCUAGAACAACAUACGCCAUCUUGAGAGUAAACUCUUCACAAAAGCAAACUUAACCUCUUUGUUAAUGUCAGACAUGAUUUGUAUGUCUUUGAAAUCUUGGCAAAAAAUAUUACACUUUAUAAUUACCUGGAGACCCCCAUACAGAUAUCACAGCCUUGGUUUUAGUGAAAGCUCUUAAAUCUGAUAAUCUUGUUUGUAUUUUUUUAAUAAAACAAAGAAAAUAGUG
Polypterus senegalus (gray bichir) is the source of this 4747-nucleotide messenger RNA. RefSeq names its product integrator complex subunit 3 (gene ints3). Bases 315 to 3377 code for a protein of 1020 amino acids. The transcript is spliced from 30 exons. Gene Ontology annotation, cellular component: cytoplasm. The record is from RefSeq and is a predicted model, not a curated record. NCBI's taxonomy places the organism in Eukaryota, Metazoa, Chordata, Cladistia, Polypteriformes, Polypteridae.